AUGAAAGUUACCAUUAGAUCAUCUACAGAAAUCUCAUAUUCUGUGACCAUUCCAGAUAACUCUACGGUGGAAGACUUACGCAAUAGUGCUAAAGUUGCAUGUCCGCCUAGUGGUAAAAUCCCAGAGGAUUUCAAAUUAAUAUUCAACGGAGAGAAGCUUACGCCGAAUUACAAGACGUUGGAGACGUUUGGGAUUGUGGCAGGGGCGGAGGAUAUUGUGGUUAUUCUUAUGAGUGAUGGAUCAGAUACACCCAAGUCGACGAGUCCUAUAGCGUCGCCAGCACUCCAGCCGGUGGCGGCGGCCACCGGUGGAGGUAGUGGUGCGCCAGCGAAGAAGAAGACGAAGAAAAAUAGGUGUUCGUUCAAGAACUGCAGUGCGGCGCCGUUACGGAUGGUGGGAAACUGCAGUCAUUGCCAGGGCAAAUUCUGCGCCAAACAUCGGUUACUCGAGGACCAUCUCUGCCAGGGCUUGCAGUUCUGCAAAGAUAAUGCCCACGAGAAGAAUGCCAUGAAGUUGCAGAACGAAAAAACCAUCACUAGUAAGGUUUAG
Molecule: messenger RNA, 549 nt
Organism: Debaryomyces tyrocola
Lineage: Eukaryota; Fungi; Ascomycota; Pichiomycetes; Serinales; Debaryomycetaceae
Source: the annotation of a GenBank genome assembly